CUCAAGAUCCAUCACGGUUCCGUUCUACCUCGCGUCAUCUCUUGCACUUUUGGCUGCAGUUAUUGGCUUCUUCUUGGUCGAGAUUACGCCUGACUUUAUUGCCCAAGAGGACGUACUUUUCAAGGAGUAUCUCGCAGAGCAUGGCUACGAUAUCUCUGGCAUGGGUUUGACGGACAACGCCGAGGGCAUGCAGUCUCACGGCUCUUUCGAAGACGAUAAGGUCGCCGCCACAGAGACUACUCCAACUGACGAGAAAGUCUAUUAAGAAGCUCUCACGACUCAGGGCACGACUCGAGGAGCAGUCUACAUCAGGGUAUAAUGGGAAUAAUUUGGACUGUUGAAUGCAGUCUCUUCGCCUAAGUUUGAUAUCGCGUGUCAUGUCAAAAUUGGAGAGGCACGUGCCGUACGCUCUAGAUAUUUAGAUUGCUGUAAAGCUUCCGAGGCGUUCGCAGUGAUCGAUGCAAUGGCACUCAUGCACAUCACAGACUCGUAGCUACGCGACGAGCACGCCAGCAAGAAUCUUCUUGUCGCAUUCGACAAACCCCUACUGGAAUCUAGCGUACGAGGACUGGCUUUUUCGGAAGACGCCAGCAGAUCAGCAUAUAUUGUUGCUAUAUCGAAAUGCGCCCUGCAUCGUCAUUGGCAGAAACCAGAACCCGUGGAACGAGAUCAAUUUGAGCAGGCUACGCCAACUGAGGAUACCGCUCGUCAGGCGAAGAAGCGGCGGCGGCACGGUAUACCAUGACCUUGGCAAUACAAAUUACUGUCUCUUCAUGCCCAGAGCCUCUUUCGAUCGACGUCAAGGGGCUGAGCUGGUUUCGAGCGCGCUCAAUGCCCUUGAUGUCCCGACGCGCGUCAACGAGCGCUCCGCCUUCAAGCUGAUCAAUGCGCGCGCGUACCAUCAUGGCACAAUGCUCCUGCGCUCUGAUCUCACUUCGCUGCGCGGCCUACUCAAGGCCGAGCGACCAUCCCUCAAGACAAAGGGCGUAGGAUCUGUCUCCUCAUCCGUGCGUAAUCUCUCAGAGUGGAACGCCGAGAUUGGGCAUGAGAGCUUCGUACGCGCCGUCGCCGAGCGAUACGCCAAAGCUGAAGACAUCGAGCUCGCCAUCACCGAAAUAACUGAGCAAGAUAUGAUGGCCGAAGAGUUUGUCAGCGACAAUCGUGCUGAGCUCCUCUCCUGGGCGUGGGUUUGGGGGCAGACACCGGAGUUUACGAUAGACCUGUCGCACCAAUUCGACUUUGGGUCACUUUCGAUUCGCAUCACAUCAAAGCAUGCUCUGAUCACCGCAUUCGACGUUGAACAAAGCACCCUGUCGAGCGCGAUCCUGUCUCAAGUCGAGGCUUUAGGUCAAGCUAUGAUAGGCAACCGUUACGAUUCAGCGUCAGAUCUCACAAAAGAAUCUCACGCGACGAACGAUCAGAUUCGAAGUAUUGUGCAAUGGCUCAGCAAAGUCAUGUAA
Mixia osmundae IAM 14324 is the source of this 1460-nucleotide messenger RNA. RefSeq lists its product as uncharacterized. Gene Ontology annotation, cellular component: mitochondrion; cytoplasm. The record is from RefSeq and is a predicted model, not a curated record. The coding region runs from base 459 to 1460 and encodes 333 amino acids. Gene Ontology annotation, molecular function: lipoyltransferase activity. NCBI's taxonomy places the organism in Eukaryota, Fungi, Basidiomycota, Mixiomycetes, Mixiales, Mixiaceae. The transcript has 9 exons. Gene Ontology annotation, biological process: protein lipoylation.